AUGGGUUCCCCCUGGAUAUUUUCCAUGGAUACGAAGAAGUACGAUUACAUCGUGCUUGGUGGUGGCAGCGGUGGCAGCGGAAGCGCUCGACGCGCUGCAGGUUUGUUUGGCGCAAAGACUCUAAUCAUAGAGAGCGGGCGCUCUGGGGGCACUUGUGUGAAUGUGGGAUGCGUUCCUAAAAAGAUGACAUGGAAUUUUGCGCUUAUCAACGAAAUGAUGGACGCCGGAAGACAUUAUGGAUACGACAUUCCCGAAAAUGUCUCUAUUGACUAUAACCACUUCAAAAGAAGUCGAGAUGCAGUUGUCAAGCGGCUAAAUGGUACCUACGAAAACAACUGGACGAAAGAAAAUAUCGACCUUGUGCAAGGUCGGGCCACCUUUAUUACUUCGCAGACAGUUGAAGUCACUCUCCAAAACAAUCACCACAAAGUACAGUGCACAGCACCACAUAUCUUUAUUGCCACAGGAGGAAGACCAAAUAUUCCAGAGAUACCUGGUGCUCAGUACGGCACCACUAGUGAUGGAUUUUUUGAACUAGAGGAACUUUCCCCAAAAAUCGCAGUAGUAGGAGCGGGCUACAUUGCUGUUGAGUUAGCAGGAGUCAUGGCAGCCGUUAAUGUCGAGACACACAUGUUCAUCCGUGGUGACACUUUCUUGAGGAAUUUUGAUCCCAUGAUCCAGGCCACAAUGACAAGCCGCUAUGAAGCUGCCGGUGUUGUCAUCCAUCGGGGACAUCAAGGGUUCAGAGAAGUGCAAUUACUCCAGGACGGAAAAGGCCGAAAUAAGUUGUUGAAGCUGAUUGGCCACGAUGGCUCUGAAAUGAUUGUCAAUGAGUUACUGUGGGCUGUCGGCCGUAGCCCGGAGAUCGAAGACCUGCAACUCGGGAGAGCCGGAGUGGAGCUUAACAAAACUGGUCACAUUAAGGUGGAUGAAUAUCAGAACACUUCAGCAGCAGGGGUUUAUGCUCUUGGAGACGUGACCGGACAAGCUGAUCUGACCCCAGUUGCCAUUUCGGCAGGUCGCCAACUAAGUAGCCGCAUUUUUGGUUCUCCGGAAUUUGCAUCUGCCAAAUUGUCUUACGAAAACAUCCCAACCGUCGUUUUUGCACACCCUGAAGUUGGGUCGAUCGGAUUAACGGAGCCUCUGGCUCGCCAACGUUACGGAAAGGAGCAGAUCAAAGUUUACCAUACGAAGUUCACGGCCAUGUUUUACGAUGUUAUGGCACAGGAUGACAAGAAAAAAAAUCCGACAGAAAUUAAGCUUAUAUGUGCUGGCCCUGAAGAAAGUGUUGUCGGUAUGCAUAUCCUAGGACUUGGGGUUGCUGAGAUGCUCCAAGGGUUCGGUGUGGCCGUCAAAAUGGGGGCUACCAAAAAAGAUUUUGACAACUGUGUAGCCAUUCAUCCCACUAGUGCGGAAGAAUUGGUGACUCUACGUUAG
Penicillium riverlandense is the source of this 1437-nucleotide messenger RNA. RefSeq lists its product as uncharacterized. NCBI's taxonomy places the organism in Eukaryota, Fungi, Ascomycota, Eurotiomycetes, Eurotiales, Aspergillaceae. The record is from RefSeq and is a predicted model, not a curated record. The coding region runs from base 1 to 1437 and encodes 478 amino acids. Gene Ontology annotation, molecular function: NADP binding; flavin adenine dinucleotide binding; glutathione-disulfide reductase (NADPH) activity. Gene Ontology annotation, biological process: cellular response to oxidative stress; cell redox homeostasis; glutathione metabolic process. Gene Ontology annotation, cellular component: cytosol; mitochondrion. The transcript is spliced from 3 exons.